This is a messenger RNA of Drosophila kikkawai, 1917 nucleotides long. The record is from RefSeq and is a predicted model, not a curated record. NCBI's taxonomy places the organism in Eukaryota, Metazoa, Arthropoda, Insecta, Diptera, Drosophilidae.
AUGGAGCGUACGACAGGCCAACGACCCUCGGGCCGCUCCCGAGCCCCGUCGCCCCCGAUGCAGCCAACUACGGCCCGAGCGCCACCGCGCCGAGCCACGCCGCACCCGAUGUCCGAGCCUGCGGAUGAGGCCCCCUCAACAUCGCCACCACGGCGCGCCGCGCCACCAACGCCUCCACGACCCUCGGGCCGCUCGGCCUCCCCGUACUACACGGACAGGACUGGACGCAGGAUCCCCUGCUCUCAAGCUCCGCCGUCGGGACCCUACCAAGGGUAUCACAACCCGGACGCGCCGGGUCACUCGCGUUGGUUCCACAACCCGCGCCCCGCUCCAGGACACCCCGACCCGACCGCUGCUGCUCCACCACCUGAAGGGCGUUACAGCCCAUGUAGCCCUCGCCAGCAGGACCCGGAGUCAGACGAGGAUGACGACGAGGAGGGAGACUCCCGAUCCCCCAGUCCAGCUGCCCCGACGCGCGACGAGGACUACGUGCUGGAGGAUGCCACCGACAGCGACGCCACCCCUCUGUACGCCGGAUACCACGGGGAGGAAGCUAGCGAGCAGAGCAACGACGACGCGCAAACAAUUAAUAGCGACAGCGAGCCAGACGAUGAUGCCCCUUCGGCAGCCCACUAUCAAUGGGAAGGAGAGGAGCGGUACGGGUUCUGGCGGGGAUCGUGGAUCCAGUUAAUCCACGCCCGCUACACCUCCAUCCUCAUCGAGGCACCCUUCCGGCCAACUCCUGACCCAAUCAUCACCUUUCCCCCGUCACCGGAGAGGCUGUGUAUAAUGGCCCCGGACGAAGACUGGGAAAUGGACUUGGGAAACGCACCCGAGGUCCGCCCGCCGUCGCCAGCACUGGGGGAAGAUGCGGCCCUACCCAUCUUCCCCGGCGACCGGGCAGGUGACAACGCGCCAUUGACGACAACGAGCAAGCAAGCGCUCCACCUCAUCCACCCCGCGGAUGACAACGCUCCACUGGCGUCCACGAGCCAGCAAGCGCUCCACCUCCAAACGCACAACGACACACCAUUGGCAUCUACCAGCCAGCAAACGGGCCACAACACCAACCAGGACGAUGACAACGCCCCGCUAGCAUCCCCAAGCCGAGGCCCAAUUCCCAUCGCUAACGAAACCACCGAGCAGGGCUACCAGCCCACCGGGAAGGCGAUGGAGUGGGAAUCUGAGAGCAGCGAUAGUGAAACGGAGACGGGACAAAAAUUCCGCCGCAAAGAGGCGCAACCACGGCCACCGCCGAACAUUGCUGUGCCAAACCAGCAAUCCUCGGCCCACCGCCGCGGGAUAGCCAACGCAAGGAACGCGCCGCCCAACGCCGCCGAGACCAACCGCCGAGCAGCAAACCAUAGUCGCUCCACUAUCGACGAGGAGGUCACUCCCCCAGCCACCCCACGUGUCGGCUUCGGAGAUCGCGGGUUCGAUCUCUCUCCGGGCACGAUGGAUAUACUCAUAGAGGAGCUCGAGCCGGGAGUAGAGGGUCUGCUACAGGAGUUAAUCCCAGAUUGGGACCCGAGCGCACCUUCGACAGCACCAGUCCCUGCGACCACCACUGCCGACGAGGUCCCACCUCCGGCACCGCGCUUCCCGCGCCCAGUUCCUGCGGCCACCACCGCCGACGAGGUUCCACCUCCGGCGCCACGCUUUGCUCGUCGAGCCCCUCCGGCGGAUGAUUUCACCACCGACGACCCAGCGCCCGAGCGAGUCGCCAUACCAGCCGCCUGGUGGACUAACACGCACGACCAGCGAGUUCCACUGGCGGUUUGGCAGGAGAUAGCGCGCCGGAGCCAUGCCGCACAGUACUCCCGUCAGCGCUUCCGCGUUCGCACGCAGGAAGGCCCAUAUCAGGUCACCAUGAAAACGACAGGAGAGGUCCAGAUCCGUUUCGGCCGGGCGGAGUAA